AUGAUUUCUAUCUUCGACGAAGACGGCGGCGGCGAUGUCGAUUUCCAAGAAUUCGUCUCUGGAUUGUCCGCGUUCAGUUCCAAGGGAGACAAAGACGAGAAACUGCAUUUCGCCUUCAAGGUGUACGAUAUCGAUCGCGACGGGUACAUAUCGAAUGGCGAGCUAUUCAUCGUGUUGAAAAUGAUGGUUGGCAGCAAUCUUAAGGACGUGCAGUUGCAACAGAUUGUAGACAAAACCAUUAUGGAAGCGGACAAGGAUCAGGAUGGCAAAAUUAGCUUUGAGGAAUUCAAGCAGAUGGUCGAAUCCACCGAUGUGAACAUGAACCUGACAUUGAAUGAGAUAUAA
Molecule: messenger RNA, 345 nt
Organism: Talaromyces atroroseus
Lineage: Eukaryota; Fungi; Ascomycota; Eurotiomycetes; Eurotiales; Trichocomaceae
Product: Calcineurin subunit B
Exons: 2
Coding region: 1-345 (114 amino acids)
Molecular function (GO): calcium ion binding; calcium-dependent protein serine/threonine phosphatase regulator activity
Source: RefSeq, a predicted model, not a curated record